ACCCUCCUCUCCCUCCACUCUCUCUCUCUUCUUUCUCUCUCUCUUCUGCAAUGGACAAUCGAAAAGAGAAAGAUGGGUGGAUGUCAGUUCCACAAUUUGGGGGGUGGGAGCACAAGGCAGGUGGUGCAGUCGAUUACUCGAUGGUAUUCACGAGAGCGAGAGAGAAUCGGAAGCAGAUUAAGACCGACGUCAACCGGGCCAGCAUAGGCAACGAGGAGGAGCUCAUGACGCAUCACCGCCACGACGGCUCGCCAAUGAGGAAGAAGAUCCUAAGCUACUUCAACUGCUGUAUAAAGGCUUGAAAUCUUUCCUAGUAGCUGGAAUCCUAUCGCUUUUUGGCCGUCGCGACCGACUGGUUCGGUGGCCCGGAGUGAUGCUCUGGCGAGCUUGUUACUACAACCUGUACACAUUAAUGGUGUAUUCUUUGAUUGUCAAACUGGAUUAGGUUUCUGAUUUGUGUCUGUUUAGCUCUAUUUGUGAUUCAUUUUUACAGAAAGAAUUAUCUCUUUUAAACAAAGAAUAAAUGCUUGUACGUGAUCUAUGGAAAUUCAUGUGCUUAUUCUCACUAUUAAACAA
Molecule: messenger RNA, 576 nt
Organism: Amborella trichopoda
Lineage: Eukaryota; Viridiplantae; Streptophyta; Magnoliopsida; Amborellales; Amborellaceae
Source: RefSeq, a predicted model, not a curated record